CCACCACCCUCUUUUCCAAACCCCCACUCCCAAUUUUUCUUUUCCUUUUCUCAAACACAAACACAGUGGAGAGGGAAAAUGCCAAUCUCAAUGUCAGAAGGAGGACUUGCAAAAUGCACCAGAAUCCGGCACAUCGUCAGGCUCCGCCAAAUGCUGCGGCGGUGGCGCAGCAAGGCCCGCAUGUCGGCCCACCGAGAAGUACCCUCCGAUGUUCCGGCGGGACACGUGGCAGUGUGCGUGGGCAGCAACUCCAGGAGAUUUGUGGUACGUGCCACCUACCUGAACCACCCCGUGUUCCAGAAGCUACUAGUGGAGGCGGAGGAAGAGUACGGAUUCUCACACCACGGUCCUCUCGCCAUUCCCUGCGACGAAACACUCUUCGAACACCUCCUCCGCUUCAUUUCACGAUCCGAUCCCCCUCCCUCCAACCGCUUCGACGACUGUCACGUCCCUCUCAUAAACAACCUCGACUUCUGCCUCCAAUCUCGACCACUGCUCCACUGAACCAAACCCAACACACUCACAUGACAAAAACGACAACGAAAACAACAACAUUGUUGCUGCAGUGCAAUUCAGCGGAGAAUGCUGAGGAGAUGGCAAAGGGUUACUUACCAGAAUGGUCCACCCAGUCGUCCCGGCUUUCACUCUACUUCACCCUGAUGCUGUAUAUUUUCACUAUUAUUAAUAUUAUUACGUUUCCCACCAGUAA
Molecule: messenger RNA, 709 nt
Organism: Vigna unguiculata (cowpea)
Lineage: Eukaryota; Viridiplantae; Streptophyta; Magnoliopsida; Fabales; Fabaceae
Product: indole-3-acetic acid-induced protein ARG7 pseudogene
Source: RefSeq, a predicted model, not a curated record